Molecule: messenger RNA, 2007 nt
Organism: Somion occarium
Lineage: Eukaryota; Fungi; Basidiomycota; Agaricomycetes; Polyporales; Cerrenaceae
Source: the annotation of a GenBank genome assembly
ACAUGCUUGAUUCUAUACCACCACGAGCGCAGCCUCAACACACUGAUACCUACAGUAAUUGUAGUAGCUGAUAUUGCUUCCAUUAUUUGCAUCAAGGGACGUCUUUUUUUGACUGCGCAGGUCUCUCAAUGUUGCUUUCGGAUGACUCGAACAGCACAGACGCACAGGUCCAUGUGCUUCAGUUCUCUGAACCGCAUGGUUGAGCAGAACGUGUCGAAUGGCAUGAAUUCAUUCACGCGUGGGGUACCAUAAUGUACACGUCGGAUAUAAAGAUAUCCUCUAUAUUUCUGUGCCGGGUUACUGGUCCCAAUGUACCGCAUCGUCUUCCGCAUCGUCUUCGAGGAAGACGUUAAAUGGCCAACCAAUCUAGAAACAUUCUAUGGAGUCAUCCCGACGAACUAUUCCUCUCCCGCCCGCUUAUGGCCAAUUCCUGGGUCAAUCAUCUAAUCGCAGACAGACGAGUCACUCUGGGAGCGUCAGAAGUCGACGAACGGAGCACAGUUACACUCUGACAUCCAGCAAAAAUGUUCCAUGGGUUAAGCUCGCCGUUAUCAGUCGGGCACUAUCUCCAAGUCAUCUUCCAAGUUUCUUCGAGGGCGAAGAUGUUACUGGCAGUCUAAGUCUAAUGUUAGACCGAGAAGAGUCAAUCAAAUCAAUAUCUGUAUCUAUUAUCGGGCAAAUGACGACGUCAGCCACCGAUGUAUACUCUUUUCUCCUCAUCUCGCAAGACUUAUGGACAAAGGCAAUGGGCGAUCCCUCGCCAACGGCACAGAGUAGCUCUUCGAAGUUUUCUGGGAAACUCCGAGGCGACUAUUCGUGGCCAUUCUCUUUCACAAUACCUGCUCACGUCACUCUUGCAAACCAAAGCGGUACUCAAGAAACGUGGCGCAUACCACCAUCUUUCUCCGAACGACUGACUCGGGUGCACAUACAGUAUCAACUUAUAUGUCACUUGCGUCGUGGAAAGUUUCGAAUUGAUAGCAAGAUUGGAACAGUUUUCGCAUUUAUACCGAUCAUCAAACCCACGCCUUUCUCCGAUGUCAGAAAGCUUGCAUAUGUCAAUAACAGUACCUUGCCAGGACCGGACUUAGACCCCAUCGGAUGGGAACGUCUACCCACAUUCCGGCUGCGCGGUCAAAUAUUCAAAGCUCGGGCAGUUGAAACGCGAUAUACAUUGUGGUUAGCAAAGCCUCUCGCUUACACUCGCGGAUCGGUUCUUCCUUGCACAGUGCAUAUAGAAUGUUCGGAUGUACAGGCACUUGACCUACUUGCAUCGCCAGAAGCAAUGGACAUUCGGCUACGGCGUCAUAUCUCUAUGGGCUUGGCGGACGUCAGCAGUAUUUCAGCGAGAGCUCCGGCUUAUGGAAUCGAGUUCGAAGAGACGACGGAGGAGAUCAAGUCAGCGGUGUGGUGGCCCACCCGCCAUGGCACCACCUAUCGUGCUCUGGAUGGCGAAAUCCAUCUGCCGCGCGAAUUGAAACCGAGUUGCUGUAUAGGGAGAUUCAGGCUUUCCUACACGAUAGACGUAUAUCCACUCAAGGCUGUGGCUUUCAUACCUGAUUCUGAGGACGCACGUCCUCUUGCAUCACAAGUAGUGGACAUGGUAACUGCUUAUGCACCGGGACCUCGCCCCAGGGUAUACUGUCCGUCCCCGCCCAGCUAUGACGAUGCCAGUUCGAUUCUCCCACCUUCCUAACUCUCAAUUCCCCGUCCUGCAUAGCCCGCUUUUGCUAGGUGCGCAGCUGUUUCAGUCUGACACCUACGGCACACGACUCCUUUGGCAUCGCAGUGUUUCUGUGACAAUAUACAUGCACCGCCAGCCUACGUAUCUCUACAACCCAAGAUCUUGAACACGUUAUCAGUUCUGUUGUCAUAUAGAUCAAACGUGAUCCAUACGUUCUUGGGAUUGUAGUGCCUCAUCGGUGUUCUGGCGUCAAUUGCAUUUUCUAAGUCGGCGUAGGCCAUAUGUACAGCAUGCAGACAAUGAUUAUUCUGCAUCUGCAUGUC